AUGAGGCAAAAAGCAGCGAAGCUUGCAAUACGUAAGCAGAGGGCAAGUGAGCUUCUUAGGGUGUCUCUAAGGACACCAAAGAAGGCCCCGGUGCAUCUCGGGUGCCCUCUGAAAGGAUGUGAGAAGCUGUUCGGAGAGGAUGAGUGUUGGAAUAAGAGGUUGGACCAUAUUGGGAAUCAUGCAAGAGAAAAUGCCACACUUGUCGCGGGGUAUCUUUGUGGAAAAUUGUCCAUUGAUCAUUCUGAUGAUGGCGCUUUCAUUGAUUGGGCUUUGACUGAGCGUAUUGUACGCCGGGUUGGCAAAGGAUUUAGGUUAGUUGCUCCUGGGUAA
This is a messenger RNA of Sclerotinia sclerotiorum 1980 UF-70, 330 nucleotides long. RefSeq lists its product as hypothetical. The coding region runs from base 1 to 330 and encodes 109 amino acids. The transcript has a single exon. NCBI's taxonomy places the organism in Eukaryota, Fungi, Ascomycota, Leotiomycetes, Helotiales, Sclerotiniaceae. The record is from RefSeq and is a predicted model, not a curated record.